Molecule: messenger RNA, 8631 nt
Organism: Acinonyx jubatus (cheetah)
Lineage: Eukaryota; Metazoa; Chordata; Mammalia; Carnivora; Felidae
Gene: ATP8B4
Product: ATPase phospholipid transporting 8B4 (putative)
Exons: 26
Coding region: 3223-6810 (1195 amino acids)
Biological process (GO): phospholipid translocation; Golgi organization
Cellular component (GO): plasma membrane
Molecular function (GO): magnesium ion binding; ATP hydrolysis activity; ATP binding
Source: RefSeq, a predicted model, not a curated record
GUACACAGGCUUAUAUAGGUUGGUGAAAAUGUAACCAAAUCAUUUUGCAUGCUUAUAAAGAAAGUCUUGCAUCCAAAAAUUGCAAUUCUGAUAUCUUGAUUUAUUCCUAAAAUCUUAAAAUGUCUUGUUGAUAUCAUGGUUGUUGGAUGGAAUUUGCUGUUGGUCUUGUGAUUUUUGUGCUUAGAACAAUGACAUUUGGGGUUUUCCAAAGAGUGUGGCAAUUUGGCUGACUCAGCAGUUAGUACUACAGUGACAUCACCAAGACUCCCUUCAAAACAGCUUCUAAUUUCUUCAUCCAUUUAUACAGGGUUUUAUAUGUUUCUACUUCUCUUUUCUCUUAGAAUAGGUGGUUGAGAGUGGAGUAGAAAAAUGUGGUUGGUUCACCAUUAUUCUGGGUAUGUGAGCUUGAAUGAGGUUACUGGACCUCUGUAGACCUCAGUAAAACUUCAUGUUCCUGUGUGUGUGGGUGAAUUGAAUGUCUACUGUCCCCUUUUUUAUAGAAAUAAAAAUGAUAUUCAAAAUUCAAUAUAUAUACAAUUUGCCCACUCUAAGUCUAAAAACAUGUGUGUUUGUUGAGUUAUUUACUUUUCAAAGAUUUGAGGCAGUGUGCAAAAAGAAUGUAAAGCUCAAAGGGAUAUAGGGCACCUGCGUGGCUCAGUCAGUUAAGUGUCUGACUUCAGCUCAGUCAUGAUCUCAGAGUUAAUGAGUUCUAGCCCUGCGUCGGGCUCUGUGCUGACAGCUCAGAGCCUGGAGCCUGCUUCAGAUUCUGUGUCUCCCUCUCUGCCCCUCUUGACUCACACUCUGUCUGUCUGUCUCUCUCUCAAAAAUAAAUAAAGAUUAAAACAAAUUAAAAAAACUUGAAGGGAUAAACAUACACAAGGAAACUAGUAUGAAAUAAGUAAGUCAUAGAGAUAAAAAGUAUUGCCUAGGGAAUUUGGUCAAUGGCAUUGUAAUAGCAUUGUAUGGUGACAGAUGGGAGCUUCACUGUGGUAAGCAUUGCCAAAUCACUGUGCUGUUGAAGCUAAUGUAACAUGGUGUGUCAACUAUACUUCAAUUUAAAAAAAUGAGGAAAAAGACGAGCAGGCUAUCUUUAGUGGGCCCCAAAGUGCAUACUACAAGGCCUUAUCUGCUUAGAAUGUGUUGCCUGCUACGGGGUUUGCUAAAACAGGGGCUAUAUAUUCUGCUUUCUACCUGAGCAUAUAUGAUCUACUCAAGAAGGGAAGACUAACCCAUGAGAACAAACUUGAUAACAGGUAAUAAGGAAAAGGUAAUGCUAAAUCCUAAUUGUGUGAUAUGGCUUGUGAGUUUUUGAGGAAGUCUUGUCAGAGGAAAUGGGAAGUGAUAUGAGCCUUGUUUGUUUGUUGUUUUACCACCUACAUUAAGAAGGGGGGGAAAUGGGCAAAGUCCUGUAGUUAGACCCAAUUGGGCAUGAGUGGUGUGUCAUAGGAAAUUAUCAUUCAGGUAGGUGAGAUAAGAUUGUUUAAGAAAACUUGAAUAUGAGGUAACAGGCUCCCAGGAGCUAAGGAGUCACAAAGUGAAAAGGGAUUUUCUUUGCCUUCCAGAUAAAAUAGACUAGGUAUCCAAAUGGAGAUGCCCAGGUGAUACAGAAUGUAACUGGGUGAGCUUAUAACUGUAAAGUAGGGAUAUUAGUUGGAAGAAGAUGCUUCGAGCUAGGAGAAAAAUAGAACCUGUUGAGGAGUGAUGGCUGACUUGUGGGGUGUGGAGGGAGAAACCCACAUUUAGUUAGAAAAGGGAAAGGGGGGAGCCCAAGAAGGAGUAGGAGCAGCAAAGAUUGAGGAGAACAAAGAGAGGACAGUGAGAUGAAAGCCAGGGGAAAGGAGCCUCUCAGGAAAGGGGGGAGUGGGGUUGCGUAAUCAUUCUAAUGCUAGGUGCUCAUCAGGUUAAGAGCUAAGGAAAAACAUCUUUAUUUUAUUUUUAAAAAGAUCUUUAAUUUGAGUGUAGUUGCCACACAAUGUUAAAUUAGUUUCAGGCAUACAACAUAGUGAUUUGACAGAUCUAUAUGCUAUACUAUGUUGACCACAACAUAUCUGUUCACCAUACAGUGUUCAUCACAAUACUACUGACUAUAUUCCCUGUGCUGUACCUUUUAUUCCUGUGACUUAAUCAUUCCAUAACUGGAAGCCUGUACUUCACUCCCCUUCAUCCAUUUUGCCCAUCUUCCCCCUACCUCCCCUGCAACCAUCACUUUGUUCUCCAUAGGUCUAAUUCUGCUUUGGGUUUGUUCAUUUAUUUCAUUUGUUUUGUUUUUUAGAUUACGUAUAUGAGUGAGAUCAUAUGGUAUUUGUCUUUCUCAGUUGAACUUACUUAGCAUGAUACCUUCUAGGUCUCUCCAUGUUGUAAAUGGCAAGAUCCUUUUUAUGGCUGUGUGAUAUUCAAUUGUAUAUAUAUCAUAUCUUCCUUAUCUGUGUGUCCAUAAACAGGCUGCUUCCAUACUUUAGCUAUUGUAAAUAAUGCUGCAGUAAACAUAGGGGCACAUACAGAUUUUUGAAUUUGUAUUUUCAUAUUCUUUGGGUAAAUAGCUAGUAGUGAAAUUAUUGGGUCAUAUGGCAUUUCUGUUUUUAAUUUUUUGAGGAACCUCCAUAUGGUAAGAAAAACAUCUUUAAAUCAGAAGGGAGCAAUUGGAGGACCUGAAGAAAAUACCUUUAUUAUUAUUUUUUUAAAGAUAAUAUUUGAGAGUCAGAGGCAGGAAAAAAAUGCAAAAGUAGGGAGCAUGGUAUAGCCCACCAUUAAGAACUUGCAACAAAAAGGAAGGAAAUCGUAUAUAAGCUUUCAGGCUUAGUGAAAUUAAGUACAUUUUUGAAUCAAUCUCACAUAUUUUGGCUAUCCAAAUGCAUGGGAAGGUAAAACUCUAAGUAUUUUUUUAGGGAGAGGGGAGACUCUUAAAAUAUCAAUAUGUUGAGACACAUCUGAGUCCUGCUUUAAUCUUCAGCCUGAUGAGAAAUUUGGGUUUCUCUUGCUUUUCUUCAUGAGCAGCAUAGCAGCAGCACCGGUAUGUUGUAGAUCGUCACCAAUAGGCCUGAUUAUCAGAGCAAUUUGUGCACCAACCAAAGAGUACAGAUGAUGACAAGCAGUGUGACAAGUUGGAAUUAGUUGUGGAAAGUGCCAGUAACUUGCAUUUGUUAUGGGUUUCUGGUUGUUGGUUGUUGUGUUUUGUAUUAGGGCAUUCCCAUAGCAACAGUGGCUUUUUAGCAAACAUUGCAAAUGUCUUCUAUUUUGUGUGCUGUUAAUACGUGUAAAUUAUUCUAUGUUCUAUAUGACAGAAGUGUUUCCUUUAUAAAUAAUUUACGUGGAGGAGAAAAGGAUAAUUGUAUCCACACAUCCAAGUACAACAUUCUUACCUUUUUGCCAAUUAAUUUAUUUGAACAGUUCCAAAGAGUGGCAAAUGCCUAUUUCCUUUUCCUUCUGAUUUUACAGCUGAUUCCAGAAAUCUCUUCCUUGACCUGGUUUACCACCAUGGUGCCUUUGGUCCUGGUGAUAACUAUGACAGCUGUCAAAGAUGCCACAGAUGACUAUUUUCGCCAUAAGAGUGAUAAUCAAGUAAAUAAUCGGCUAUCUGAAGUGCUCAUCGACAGCAAACUGCAGAAUGAAAAAUGGAUGAAUGUCAAAGUGGGAGACAUUGUUAAAUUAGAAAAUAACCAGUUUGUUGCUGCUGAUCUGCUUCUCCUAUCAAGUAGUGAGCCACAUGGCCUCUGUUAUAUUGAAACUGCUGAGCUUGAUGGGGAAACGAACCUGAAAGUCCGCCAUGCGCUAUCAGUUACCUCAGAACUUGGAGCAGAUAUUAGCAGACUUGCAAAGUUUGAUGGGACUGUUGUCUGUGAGGCGCCUAACAACAAAUUAGAUAAAUUCACAGGAGUUCUCUCUUGGAAGGACAGCAAGCACUCCCUCAACAAUGAGAAGAUAAUCCUGAGGGGCUGCAUCCUGAGAAACACCAGCUGGUGUUUCGGAAUGGUUAUAUUUGCAGGUCCCGACACUAAAUUAAUGCAGAACAGUGGUAAGACAAAGUUUAAGAGGACAAGCAUUGAUAGACUGAUGAAUACUCUAGUACUAUGGAUUUUUGGGUUUCUGGUAUGCAUGGGAAUUAUUCUCGCAAUAGGAAAUUCAAUCUGGGAGAAUCAAGUUGGGGACCAAUUCAGAACUUUCCUCUUUUGGAAUGAAGGAGAGAAGAACUCUGUGUUCUCAGGAUUCUUAACAUUCUGGUCAUAUAUUAUUAUUCUCAAUACAGUUGUGCCCAUUUCAUUAUAUGUGAGUAUGGAAGUCAUUCGUCUGGGACACAGUUAUUUUAUAAACUGGGAUCGGAAGAUGUAUUACCCUGAAAAAGCAACACCUGCUGAAGCUCGGACGACCACUCUCAAUGAGGAACUGGGCCAGAUUGAAUACAUUUUUUCUGACAAAACAGGCACCCUCACUGAAAACAUCAUGACUUUUAAAAAAUGUUCUAUUAAUGGGAAAAUCUAUGGUGAAGCUGAUGAUGACAUGGGUCAGAAGACAGACAUGACUAAGAAAAAUAAACCUGUGGAUUUCGCAGUUAAUCCCCAAGCAGAUAGAACAUGUGAGUUCUCUGACCACCGUCUGAUGGAAUCCAUUAAACUGGGGGAUUCCAAAGUGUAUGAAUUUCUUAGGGUACUUGCUCUUUGCCACACCGUCAUGUCGGAGGAAAAUAGUGCAGGGCAGCUGAUUUACCAAGUUCAGUCACCUGAUGAAGGGGCUUUGGUGACUGCUGCAAGAAAUUUGGGGUUCAUUUUUAAGUCUCGAACCUCAGAGACAAUAACAAUAGAAGAAUUGGGAACACUGGUUACUUACCAACUUCUUGCCUUCUUGGACUUCAACAAUAUCAGAAAAAGGAUGUCUGUCAUAGUUAGAAACCCAGAAGGACAGAUAAAGCUUUAUUCCAAAGGAGCAGACACUAUUCUGUUUGAAAAACUUCAUCCAUCCAAUGAAGACCUUCUGACUUUGACGACAGACCAUCUCAGUGAAUUUGCAGGGGAAGGUCUUCGAACUUUGGCCAUCGCAUACAGAGAUCUGGAUGACAAGUACUUUAAAGAAUGGCAUAAGAUGCUUGAAGAUGCAAAUGCUCUUAUAGAUGAGAGAGAUGAACGGGUAGCUGGGCUAUAUGAAGAAAUUGAAAGGGAUUUGAUGCUACUAGGUGCUACUGCUGUAGAAGAUAAGUUGCAAGAGGGUGUUAUUGAAACAGUUACAAAUUUAUCGCUAGCCAAUAUUAAGAUCUGGGUCCUAACAGGAGACAAACAAGAAACUGCCAUCAACAUUGGCUAUGCCUGCAACAUGCUGACUGAUGAUAUGAAUGAUGUGUUCAUUAUAUCAGGGAACACGGCAGUGGAAGUCAGAGAAGAACUCAGAAAAGCAAAGGAAAAUUUGUUUGAACAAAACAGAAGUUUUUCCAACGGCCAUGUAGUUUUUGAAAAACAGCAGCUGGAGUUGGACUCAGUUGUAGAAGAAACCAUAACAGGAGAUUAUGCCUUAAUCAUCAAUGGCCACAGUUUGGCCCAUGCCCUAGAAAGUGGUAUCAAGGGUGAUCUCCUAGAACUUGCCUGCAUGUGUAAGACUGUGGUUUGCUGCCGAGUCACCCCACUCCAGAAAGCCCAAGUAGUAGAGCUGGUGAAGAAGUACAGAAAUGCUGUCACUUUGGCCAUAGGUGAUGGAGCCAAUGAUGUCAGCAUGAUCAAAAGUGCUCACAUUGGUGUUGGCAUCAGCGGUCAGGAAGGAAUGCAGGCAGUCUUAGCCAGUGACUAUUCAUUCGCACAAUUUAGAUACCUCCAAAGGCUUCUCCUUGUUCAUGGAAGGUGGUCCUAUUUCCGAAUGUGCAAAUUCUUAUGCUAUUUUUUCUAUAAGAAUUUUGCAUUCACACUUGUGCAUUUCUGGUUUGGUUUCUUCUGCGGCUUCUCAGCCCAGACCGUUUACGACCAGUGGUUCAUUACCCUUUUUAACAUUGUUUACACAUCACUUCCUGUUUUAGCCAUGGGGAUUUUUGACCAGGAUGUGGAUGACCAGAACAGCAUGGACUAUCCCCAGCUCUAUGAACCUGGACAGCUCAAUCUGCUGUUUAACAAGCGUAAAUUUUUUAUCUGCAUGGCACAUGGCAUCUACACCUCAUUGGCCCUUUUCUUCAUACCCUAUGGAGCCUUUUACAAUGUGGCCGGAGAUGAUGGGCAGCACGUUGCUGACUACCAGUCUUUUGCAGUUACCAUGGCUACAUCGUUGGUCAUUGUGGUCAGUGUGCAGAUAGCCUUGGAUACCAGUUACUGGACUGUCAUUAAUCAUGUCUUCAUCUGGGGGAGCGUUGCCACUUAUUUCUCCAUUUUAUUUACAAUGCACAGUAAUGGCAUCUUUGGCAUCUUCCCAAACCAGUUUCCAUUUGUUGGAAAUGCACGACAUUCUUUGGCCCAGAAGUGCAUCUGGCUUGUUAUUCUCUUAACGACAGUGGCUUCUGUUAUGCCUGUGGUGGCAUUCAGAUUUUUGAAAGUGGAUUUAUGCCCAGCCCUGAGUGACCAGAUCCGUCGGAGGCAAAAAGCUCAAAAGAAGGCAAAGCCCUCACGUAGCCGAAGGCCUCAGACUCGCAGGUCAAGCUCAAGAAGAUCUGGAUAUGCUUUUGCUCACCAAGAGGGCUAUGGAGAGCUUAUCACAUCUGGAAAAAAUAUGCGAGCUAAAAAUCCACCCCCAACACCAGGGCUGGAAAAGACACUGUAUAAUAGCACUAGCUGGAUUGAAAAUUUAUGUAAGAAAACCACAGACACAGUGAGCAGCUUUAGCCUGGAUAAAACAGUGAAACUGUGAGUCAAGAUGAAUUUAAACCACAUAGCUACUUUUCACUUCAGCCGAAGCUGAAAUUCAGCUGGCUCCAGAGUUUACGAUCAGGGGCUGAGGUGGGCAGAUUGCCUCAGUUCAAAUCUCUGGCAAACAACUGCCAGGGCCCACCAAAUAGGGGUGCACUCUCUGGGAAACCAGGCCAGGUGGUCACUGUCUAAUUUGUGAUUUGCUGGGCAAAGGCCUCACAAUACAAACAGAGGUUUUUCUUACCAACCUAGAUACCAACUGAACUGAACUUUAGAAUCUUAUUAAUGGAGAAAAAUUUGUAACUCUGCAUAUACAUUGAAUGGAUCUUCAAGUGGAUAAAACGAGUGCAAUCAAAAGGUAUACAUCUCAGCUGUGAAAAUCAUGCUUGUUGACAGAUAAGCAUGUAUAUGUGAGAUCAGCCUUUCCCAAAAUACAUUUUUAAGAUGUACAGUGUGUACUAUGGUGCUUUCAGAUUAACAGCUGUUUGUGACUCUCAAGUCUGGAUAUCUACAUACCAUGUGUGUUCAGCCAGGACAAACACAUCACCUUCAUGCCCGUAGAAUAGAAAAACAUGUUGAUGUUCCUCCUUUUGUUUUUUUGUUUGUUUGUUUUUUUGUUUGUUUGGUUUUUUUUACCGGUCUGAAGACAGAGUAGAUUGGAGCAUCUUUAUAGUGGGAUAAAAACUGCGAAUUUGGUCAAAUGUAUUCACAAACCCUCAGGGACAUGUUCAUGAAAUGUCCAAGAGGGGCUCUCUAGUAAGUAUUCUGGACACUCUUCUAUGACUUUUAUACCAUCCUCAGUAGUAACUUGCCCUGCAUCAUCCGGUGCCAUUAAUGAAACCAGCAUAGCAUUGGAAUUUCACACUUUAAUGAGAAUAUUCCAAAUAGUGUAUAGGCAAAUACUUUCAACACUUCCAAUUUUAAAAAGUUCAGAUUUGAAACCAAACAAAUUAAUAAACAGUCUCUUCAAUUACUAUUUAAGUACUCAGGUUUAGGUCAUUCAGCGUUAGUCACUUUCGAUUUUCAGCUCUUGUGUUUAUAAUUGAAGCGUAUAUGUAAAGUUAGUUUUACAUAUAUGGAGAUGUUCCAGUCCAGAUUUUGAAUCCAUAUGUGAGUUACCACUGUAGUUCCUGUAAAAGAAUUCAGGCAUAUUUGUGUUCAGACUCCAGCUUUGUUACUUCUUACCUCUAUAACCUUGGGCAGGAAAUGUGCCUCCUCUGAGACUCACUUUCUUCCUCUGCAAAUGAGGAUAUACUACCUACCUCAUGUGGUUGUUUGGGGAUUAUCAAAGCACAAAUUCUUAAACCAUUGAAAACAUAAUUUUCAUAUGAAUAGACUUCCACUUAACUCAUCAUCAGAAUAGCAGCAAUUUGAAGAGAAUGUGAAAUUGGAAUUUAACUAGUCAGUAGGAAAAGCCUUGGAAUGAGAUUGCAAAAUAAGAUAUAAAACUGGUUAGUGUAGCACACUAUCGCCCUGGAGGUAAAUUUCUCUGUCAGAAAGUACAAAUAAAACAUCAUCAUGCUUUACCAAUUUUCUACAAGUCCAUCUCCAACUUUACCAGGUCCCUAAUCUGGUCUCUGUUGAAUUAUUAUUCAAAGUUGUCUUUCCCAAGAGAGUCACAUGGCCCUUGGCUGGGUUUGAUGGAUAAUGGGCUAGCACACGAGAUGAUACAAUCUACCCCCCCCCCCACCUUUUUGUUGUUGUUGUUCAUAGUUUCCUAGUCCAGGAUAAUUUUUCCUGAAUAGGAUAAAAUAAGAUAAUGUGUAAAAGACCCUAAUCCAGUGUUUUGAUCAUAGCAAAUACUCAUAGAUAUUCCCUUUUC